CAAGACCAUCGCUUCCAAGCCCCCUUCUCACGACUGUCAGAUGUAACGAGACGAUGGACAGGUCGUUGGCGGCCUUACUGAGAUCUUUGCAGACUUCAGAUUCUUCUGCAGAUGCCUUGAGGCUACUACCCACUGCCACGAAUCUUCUGUCCAGACUGUCCAACCCUCUCAAUGUCACAUUACUGACUUCGCAUCUACUGUCAAAUGAUAUCCUUUACCCUCGGCCCAUCGAGAUUGCUCAAUCUCGUCAGAUAUUCUCGGUGUUUUACACUGCCGUUCUCAGAUUGAUUGAGGACAAGCAAAGCCCCGUUCAUGCGCAGCUACGCAGCAAUCUGCCUGUGAGGGAAUGGGUGAAAGCAGUAGUCCAAGGAGCAGACGAUAAAUCACCGAGAUGGAGGCACACAUUACUAAUCGGCGGACUGCUUCUGGCAUUUCAGUCCAGGCAAUUCGAAGACCUGCCGCCUGACCUACGGAACAAGCUAGAGGCAGCACUGGUCACGGCCUCCAACUUAGCCCUGCUACAGAAAGAUGCGGAGCCGAAUUGUGAACUGCCAGUAAUCUUUGUACUGAACCAUACUUUCCCGCUGCUGUCAGGUUAUCACCAGUCUCAGGUGCAAUUUGACCUUCUCCUGCCUGUCUUGGUGAAUGCGAUAUUCUUUUCGAGAGCAGGCCUUGAGCAGGGAUAUUGGCUGGGAACUAUCGACAAUGACGUGCGGCAGUUUGGCGGACAAAAGUUCAGCUGGUCCUCAAGAUCGAGAUCGUUCGGCAAGGUCAACAAGAUCAAAUCAAGAAGCCUUGUCGCCCCUCUUGGGGCUUUGUCACGCUUGAUGGCUCAUUGCAUCGACAAUGUACAAGACCCAUCCUUGAUAGUGUACAGCACCAACAGGAUCGCGGAAUUUGCCCGGACUCUGGCGACUUCCUGGAGACAGAACAAACUCUCUGAGGUCGACCCACGCGAGGAGGCUCAGUAUCUCGACCAGGAAACGAUCAACCAAACAUUUCCUGUGCUUCUACAAUUGCUUCGAAACACGGUAUUCGCAGCCAUUAUAACUCUUCGGUCUGUGGUGGGCCGCACCCUUUGCGAUUCUGCUUUGGCAUCAAACAACACUGCUCCAUCAUUGGCGAUGCAAACGUUGCAUAUCCUACGCGACACAUAUUUCAUAGCACAUCGAUUUGGACUCACUUCCUCGUCCCAAUAUACCUUCGUCAACACCACAGCGAUCGACAUACUAAGCCGAUAUCAAGCUCAAUCUGAACAUUUCCUGGAAGCAAUCAAGCCUGCGGAACUAGAACGCAUUCCUGUUCAUCCUCUUGACAGGACCUAUGAUCUAUUCUUCCUCAACACUGCCGAACAUUUUACCUUGACUCUAUCGCCACGCACAAACCAAGAGCUUCUGUUCAACUCGGCAGCACCAUACGUUGACCCAAGAGGGGACCCUCGUCUGGGAGAAAUAUUCGAAGCAGCUCACAGUGUGAUGUUGGCCAUCCUGGCUGCACCACAAAAUGCCGAAGUGGCAACGAGGAAUGUGCCGUUCUAUGUGGAGACAUUGCUUCAUAGCUUUCCAAAGCCACUGACUGCUCGACAGUUCAGAUUCGCCAUGAAAUCUGUCGUACUGCUUGCUGCACCACCUUCACCCAUAGCAAUGUUAAUGCCGCUCAUGCAGGCUAUUGUUCUUGAUCUGCUUAGAGAAAGAGUGGAGCAUGCUUCCGAAGAUUUGCUCCCUUCUAACCAUGACGUACCAGUGGAGAGCAAUCAACCUUUGUCUGAAAGAACGGUUCUGCUUUUGUCCAUCAUCGACUGUCUGAAUUCUUUGCCUAUUCCCCUUCUGGAGGAUUGGCUACCUGUGACUGCCGACCUCUUACAAAAGGUCAAGAACCCUGUACAGAAGCAACAAUGCCAACAACGACUGUGGGCCGCCCUUAGUGAUGGUGAGAUGGAUGUGGAGCGUGCCGCGAGUUGCGUGGCUUGGUGGACGUCAAGAGGUGGGCGUGAGCAUGUCAUGCUUGGAGAACAGCCAGAAGAACAAGAAUACUUCAUGAGUGGUGCCUUGCAGUUUGACAGUAAACUAUGACAACAGCUGGUAUGAAGAAAGGGGCAUUAUGUUUCUUUCACGCUGUGUAAGCUACGUUAAUGCUUGGAGAUGUCAACAUUGUUCCGGAACAAGGGCUUGGACGCCAUUCGCUCUAGUGGAAGAAGAAGGUUGGCUUUUGGACUGAGAACGACAAAGCAAGCUGCUGGUG
Molecule: messenger RNA, 2241 nt
Organism: Exophiala viscosa
Lineage: Eukaryota; Fungi; Ascomycota; Eurotiomycetes; Chaetothyriales; Herpotrichiellaceae
Exons: 2
Coding region: 54-2072 (672 amino acids)
Source: RefSeq, a predicted model, not a curated record